UGGGAUAAAGUUUCCCCCUAAAAAAUUGGGGAAAAACUUCCUGCGAGAGAAGGACUAUCUCAAGCGUAGGUUUGAAAGUAUCCUACUCCCAAAACGGUGAGAAAAUAAUAUUCUUAGAGUAAGACAUUCUUUAAAACUUCUUUCUGUAGGUGUCGGCAUAUUCUGAUAUAUUUUGUAACCACAGUUUCAAAAGUGGAGACCGUUUUUUCUUUGCUAUCCUUGCAUUUCUUUUAACGAGAAAUGGAAGAGGGCUCAAGUUCUCCCGUCUCCCCAAUGGAUAGCCUACUGACCAGUGAGGAUGAGUUGGACAGGCAACAGAAAAGAUUUGGAAGGAAGAGGAGACACAGUAAAAAGUCGAGCGAGGACAGCUGUCCGGGUAACGUGAAACCGGGCAAAAAACCGAGUCCGAGCAGCAGCACUCAGUCCUACGAGGAGUUGCAGAACCAGCGGUGCCUGGCCAACGUCAGGGAGAGGCAAAGGACACAGUCGCUCAACGAAGCCUUCUCGUCUUUACGCAAAAUCAUCCCCACGCUACCCUCGGAUAAACUGAGCAAGAUCCAGACACUAAAACUGGCCUCCAGAUACAUAGACUUCCUCUAUCAGGUGCUACAAAGCGACGAGAUGGACAACAAGAUGUCGAGCUGCAGCUAUGUUGCGCACGAGAGACUCAGUUACGCUUUCUCCGUGUGGCGGAUGGAGGGCGCGUGGUCAAUGUCUGCAUCUCAUUAGCAUCCAAAGCCCUUCACUCAAUGCCAAAGCGACUGUUUACUUCUACAAAGUAUGAAGACACCAAAGGAUCUAUUUGAAGAACCCACGAACCUCAGAAACAUGGCCAAGAGGUAUAAUGUGGCGCACAACUCUCCUGGAGUGCUUUGAGUGCAAUUACCUAACACUUGGAACAGUGUGAGAAGGAGUGAAGAUAACCCUGAAAAGUUACAUACUCAGACAGUGUUGUAAGACUCUUCUCGUGUCUACUGCUGGCGCAUUAUCACGUUGUUUUAAUGUCGGAAUGGUGAUGAUAGUAGGAAAAAACAUAUUUUAUCUUUUUGGGGAAAUUAUAUUUCGUUCUGUUUGUAAAAUCUCAAAAUAGAAGUAUAUAUAAAUGUUUCGAAUUGUACAUAGGCCUACCUGUAUGUAUAUUCAGCUUGUAAAGGGACCAAUGCAAUUUAGAAUACGUUCUUGAAGUACGCUGCAUGGAUUUUUCCAGAUUUGACUUAUAAGCAAGUCUUUCAACUCUGUCCAAUGUACAUUUUUUUUAAACUUAUUUAUUAAAACACGUAUUUUUGAACAAUGUAGUUGAGCCUUUUGAUGUAUGUUUCCAUAGAAUACCAUAGCAUACCCAUUUCAGACAGAAUAUGUGGUAUAUUAUGCAACCUGUAAAAAAUAUAUAUAAGGCAAUGUUUAUAUGACUCCCUUUCAAACAGCCCCUUAUUUACCACUUUUUUGUAUGGUAUAUCCCUUUUAUACAUAGCAGUGGGUAACUGGCAAAUUGGUAGGGGAGAAGGGUGGGUGGGUGUUGUUUAUCCAUGCAGGCUUUUUGCAUUUCAAAUCAGGGAGGUAUUAAACAAUGGAAGUGUUAAUGAAUUUCCCUGCAAAAAAAGUAUAGAAUCGUUCACACAGACCUGAUACCUGGUAUUUUGGUUACAGGGUCAGUGAAAAUGCAGGAAUCAAUUAGGUGUUUUUGUAUCCCUACCCAUUUCAGAUAUACAAAAAAAAACUGGUAUAAAAACGCAGGCAUGGGUAAAAUAGUGGGAUUUCGGUCUGCAUGAAAAGGUUUUAAUAAUAUAGGCUAUAUCCCCUCUAUUUCGAUGUAAAUAAUUCCAGUAUGUCACACAGUAAAGGAAUAAUCUAAGAUUAAAUAAACUGAUGAAAAACCAUAGGCCUACCUUUUUUUCCCAUUGGUCUUUUUCCAUUUUGUUUGAGCUUUAAUUUAGAAAAUAAUUGCAUAAUGAAUAUGUUAUUCGCUGACAGUGUGUAUGUACGUGUCUCUUCCACGUUUUCUCCAGAUAAUCUCAUAGACUAGGCAAAAACAAACACCCCUUUCACUGCUUAUUGUAAGAUUUUAUUUAGGUUUUCUUUCCCCGCUCUUGUUGUGGAAAGAAAUCACCAGCUAAAAGCCGUCAUAAAACCGCAGGGCUUCAUUAACAGUGGGGGAAAUUCGAGCCAGUUUCAAACCAAAGGCAUGUAAAAGGGUUAUCCGCCUUAAUAACAACGUAAUAAUUUAAAUAGUGAUGCCUUGAGGGGAAUUCUUUAAUGAGCAAGGGACCCCGAACAACCGCAGAUAUAACGACAAUAACUAUCGCCCAGCUUUUAACUACCGGGGCUAGUUAACUUUUCCUUUCAAUCUAACCCCCACACCAUCAAAGCAUGACAUUUUCGCAUUACAUUUUUCCAGACUUGGUGAAGAUAUAAAUCCCCCCAAAAAGUGAAAGGACCUUAUUGUCAAAUAUGAACACAAUGCGCACACAUUGGGGUCAGUCACUGUUGAGGGUUUUAGCAUUCACUCCAUUUUGAGAAACUGUUGUUAUAAUGUGGCUGCUGUUAAUGUGUUGACUAUUUUUGACUUGCUUGCCAUUUGUGAGUAUGUAGGCCUAUGGUCCUUUUGAGAAAGGUGACUUCUAAAAACGUUCAAUUUCCCUGCAAGCGUCUUUAGCAGAUAUCAUGAAAAAUACUUGGAAAAUAGAAAACUCACCUAUUGUGGUUAAUGAUGUUUAGGCAUGUGUAAGACGAAUUCCUAUUUUGAAGGCUAGAAGCCUGACUGCAAGCUACUGGCAGAAACAUGCUCCAAAAACCUGGAUAAACUUUAUUAAGAUGAGUGUUCAAAUCCUUGUGGAGGAAAUCUGGCUGCGUGUUUGAAGUGGAAGCACCUGCGAUGGACUGUAAUAUAUAUCAUCCAGUGGUGAUGCUCUUGGAGGCUGCAGUAGGCUAGCCUAUAGUCUACUCAAAUAGGAAGCUGUGGCGUGAAGUCACAUAGGCCUAGGCUAUUCCCCAUACUCGCACCUGCACAAUAUCCAAUAGCCCUAGGCCCACAUUCAUUGCACGCACCUGUUCUGAUUAAUUAAAGCACCAGUAAGAAAGAAGCUUUUUACAAUUUUUAACAUGUAUUUUAUCAAAAUGUAUAUUUAUCAAAAUGUAAAUUAACAAUAGCACAGAUGUUUAGCCUUCUUCUAAAUAAUGUUUUCUAUCUUACCAAAAAGGGGUGCAACUUUCACUGGGGACAGGGGGGACAUGACCCCACAUUCUGAAAUGGCAUUUUUGCUUUUUCAUUACUCUGUGAUACAAAACUAGCUACAUGUCAUGCAGCAUAUGGAAAUGUUUUGUAGCCUUUGUUUUGUCUCAUUUCAACAGAAGUACAUUUGAUGAUGUACCAUUGCACCAUUAGCUAGCUCACUAACUUUAGCUAUUAUUUUUGCCUCAAUCACACUAGAGCUAAAUCAAACGAUGAAACCAGCAGCCAAACAAUUGAAAAUCGAUAUUCGGAUGUUUUUUUUUCAGCGCAAUGUGAGUUUUCAUUAGUCAGUAAAGCAAUGCAACGUUAUUGAUCUGUCAGUUUCCCUAGCCAACUUCCCUCCCUACUUUUCACACUGACAUGGUAUAAACAGCUCAACAGGCUUCACUGUCAUGGGGCACAGUCAGUACACAACAAUAUGCUCAUUAUGUCUUAGCAGGAUCAGAUGGUGACAGGUGUCCCUCCAUGGUCAGACAGCCAGGGAAGACCAGUCUCCAGAGCUCAGGUGAACUUUUAAGAAUAUCAUAACAAUCAGUGAAUGGACACAAAGUUCCAUCUUGAGUUGAUGGGUAGGCUACAGUCUGGGAUCUGGGAAUAAUGGUAAUUCAAAUUGUUGAACCAUUGAUUCUAUUCAUGGUUAAUAUAAUGUAUAAAUGUACACCAAUGUAAUUCAUUGUCAUGCCUCAUCAGUGGCAGGCAGCCAGGGAAGACCGGUCUGUGAUGGAGCUUAGGUGAAUUUUUGCAGAAACAACACUAUUUUCUCUGUGCAGCAAACAGUGGACAAGCAAGAAGCUUCAAAGAUUGAAACUAUUUUAAGGCAGUCUGACAAAACUCGAAAGUACAUUUCCAAACUGUCUUUUCCCGAUGACACAAAACAUGUAAAGCUAAAAUUUGAGGAAGACAUGGGAGACACUAUUGAUGAUGAUGAAUGGAUACAGAUGUGUUUGAAUGCCCAGUCAUGUUCAUAUAAUCUCAGACAUAAAUUACUGCAGUUUUAAGACCAUCCAUAGAUAGUACUAUAUGCCAGUGAAACUGAAUAUCAUCCACACAGAAAUGUAAUGUAUCUGCUGGAGGAGUAAAACACAAGGUGACAUAUUUGCAUAUGGUAUGGUCUUUUGAAGGCUGGCUGAAUUCUACCAAAGAGUAUGUUGUUUUAUCUCAGCAUGUCUACAGAUUCUCCCUUCUCCCUGUUUGCUUGGAAAUGUUGAUACUGGAGACUGUUAUCAGAAGAAAGUGUGUAACCUAGCAUUUACAGUGGCAAAGAAAUGCAUUGCCAUUAAUUGGAAGGUUGGUUAUCCUCCCACAAUGGGUGGAAGAAAUGUCUAUGUUAUGUAUCACUAGAUUUGAUUUAUUACAAGAAUAAGGGUAUACUGUGCAACUUUCAUAAGGUCUGAAUGCUUUAUAUGGAAUGCAGUACGACAAAAUGAGUCUGUAUUGAAAACAUGCCCAUGUCAGGGGAGAUAACUAUUUAGGCAAUCCCUGGCUGCUGGGCUGCUCAGUCCUGGCCCUGGGUUUCUGAAAUACGCUGGUUAUCACUCUGGCCUUGGCCUAACACCUGAAACCAAUAAUGAAUGUUUCACUAAGAUCCUAAAGAUGAGUGGGGUGUGUUGGGUUGGGCUGCUGCAGGGCCAUGGACCACUAGGGGCAGGACGGGAUGACCCAGCUAUGUUGUGUGCAAGUAAAAAGAGCUCUACAGUACUAUUAGGCCUAUGAUACGAAUUAUAUGGAGGAUGUACUGUUUCUGUGUGUUAAUGUGUAGGUGUAUGUGUGUUUUUGUAAAACUUUUGUUUUCCAAACCAUUCCUUGAGAAAUAAAAAAAGAUGGGAAGGAA
Salmo salar (Atlantic salmon) is the source of this 5060-nucleotide messenger RNA. RefSeq names its product twist-related protein 2. Gene Ontology annotation, molecular function: RNA polymerase II transcription regulatory region sequence-specific DNA binding; DNA-binding transcription factor activity, RNA polymerase II-specific; protein dimerization activity. NCBI's taxonomy places the organism in Eukaryota, Metazoa, Chordata, Actinopteri, Salmoniformes, Salmonidae. Gene Ontology annotation, biological process: regulation of transcription by RNA polymerase II; developmental process. The record is from RefSeq and is a predicted model, not a curated record.